AUGCUGGGCGUGACCAGCCUUCUCAACGAGACGAGCAGCUACUCUGUAGCUCCAUGCGUUCAGAAGCUCGUGGCUGACGGUGCCAUGAAGGUUUUCAAUGAGAGCGACGGUCUUUUCCCUGGUGCGGUUUUCACCGGAAUGAACACCCUGAAGCCAUUCCCCAAGAACUAUGUCUCGCUGGACACGUCGACCGACCCUGGGCCUCUCAAGACUCUUGACAUCGUCAUUGACGAGACCUACCUGAUGACUGGCCCGUCAGGCUACAGCAUUGAUGCUUUUGCACUGAAUGCUGGCAUCUCUGUGACUGAUACCGCCACUUACAAGUUCCUCGCCACUCCCAAUGUCUGGAGCAUGUAUGGCCGCGCCACUGGAGCUCCCAACUACGCCACUGGUGCGCAUUUGCCCCAGGUGGUUCUUGCUGAGCUGAUCUCGAUCAUGCACCCUGGCGAUGUGGCCGUUCCCGAGAAGUACUAUUUCUACAAUGUUGCCCAGUUGGAGACGGGUGCCGUGGUCUCUGCAGCCGACUGCACAACCCUGGACCCUACAGAGGUUGUUAACCCCAUCAUCCCUGCCUGCUCAGCUACCAUUACUCCUGAGGUUCCAGGAACGGCAAACGCUCCUGCUACCCCUCCCAGCUCAUCCCCUCCCAGCUCGCCUCCUCCCAGCUCACCCCCUCCCAGCUCGCCCCCACCUGCCCCCAAGGCUGCUGCAUCCUCUGGCUCCCUGCUUGGCGCUGGUCUAGCUGCCCUUCUUGCUGCUACUAUUGCAGCAUUGGUCUAG
This is a messenger RNA of Closterium sp. Naga37s-1, 780 nucleotides long. NCBI's taxonomy places the organism in Eukaryota, Viridiplantae, Streptophyta, Zygnematophyceae, Desmidiales, Closteriaceae. The record is from the annotation of a GenBank genome assembly.